Molecule: messenger RNA, 1094 nt
Organism: Coccinella septempunctata (seven-spotted ladybird)
Lineage: Eukaryota; Metazoa; Arthropoda; Insecta; Coleoptera; Coccinellidae
Exons: 5
Coding region: 138-812 (224 amino acids)
Source: RefSeq, a predicted model, not a curated record
UAUCUUUACUGCAAGAAACAAACCUAACACGUCUCUUCACUUUGUAAAAAAAUAAUGAUUUGCAAUCAUAGCAAGCCCCAGAAGGCACAAAUUCAACCAUGUCAAAUCUUGAAAUGUUCAAGUCAUUUUUAUAAUUCAUGUCUUUUUUAUUUUUUAUUUUCUUCAUUUUACUGCCGCCUUCACUAAAUGCAAACAUACGGAUAAGAAAGGACUACGAAUACAAUUGUACCAGCAACACAAAUUGUGACCAGUAUUAUGUUCCACUACGAAAAUGUAACUUUGUCAUUAAACCUAAGAAGAUCAUCAACAUUUACGAGGAAUCCAUGAAAAAUUACGUGAAGAUGCAUCCUCUAGCUUCGUCCUGCUUGAAAUGUGCAACUUGUAUAGCCGUAGCUUCCGAGGUACAUGCGAUUUUUUCGCAAUCGGUUGAAGGUUGUAAGAAGAAAUUCGAAGUUGAAGAUGUAGUACGGAAAAAAUUGUCCGAUUUAUGCCUGACAGGAUACCGUAAUUACGAUUUGAGAAAGUUCAAGUCCUUAUACGUUUUAACCGAUAAACACAAGAAGACAGCCCAUGUGAACAUCGAUAUGAACGGGAAGUGGCCUAAAAAACUAAGAGAGGUAACAUGCACUUUUAAAGACCAUAUGGACGUUGGUAAUUUAUAUAAACAUUACCUUGAUGGACCAUUCAAUAUGACGGAUUAUCUGUGUAGAAACGGUGGUGUGUUCCGGGACUGUUUGAAUGUCGAUUUCAAAGAAGUGAUUCUCCCAAAUGAGGAACAAGGAAUACUUACCUAUAUCUUCAACUGCUUCUGAAUGAAAGAAAGAUAUAAUUUUAAAAUUUAUUAUACAUCUGUACAAAUAAAUAAAAAUAUAACGAAAUAAAAAUUCUUACAAAAAAAAUAAGUAGAAAUUGAUUGUUGUAUAUUUGGUGGCACAUAAUAAUCAAACUUAUUCAAUAAAAUUAUAGCAUAGUUUUUAAUACAUGCAAAAUAUGGAACGAAAGUUUUACGAAGUUAAGAAUGUUAAGAUAAUAUAAGGAAGAACAAAGAUUAUAAUUUUUCAGUCAUUGUCUUGAAUACAAUUGUAUAUUCAAUC